AUGCUACGGCAGUCUGAGCCCAAAAACCUCAAUCUGAUCAUAAGCGACAUGAGUGAAACUGUGGAGAACCUGGACACCAGGGAGCUUGGCUUCUCAGAUGCUGAGGAUGAGCCUGAAGAGGUGGACUUCAGUGAGUUCAACCCCUCAGGAGAUUGCCGCAUCCCGUUCUCGGCCGUGUACAGGACAGUUGGCUUUAAAGAGGCAGAAGCUCAGGUCUACCUGUCCACUGUCCCCAUCACUGCCAAGAUUCUAGAAGUUGAGCGCUUCACCAGGACCCCAGACCGCUUCAAUAUCUCCAAACACAGGAGCGUGUCCAAGGCAAUGCCAGCAGUGUUUAAGAUAGAGCUUAAACAUGGUAAUUUCACUUGGGUGGUGAAAAGGAAAGAGAAGCACUUCAUGGAGCUGCACAGAGAGCUUCUGCGCUACAAGACCCUCAUGAGGAUUCCAUUACCCACUCGAAGUCAUACGGUGAGAAGGAAGAGCAUUAAGCAGAGCGAGGUGAGGCAGAUGCCUGUUCUGCCUCGGGGAGGAGGAGAGGAGCUGGCGCGAGAAGAGCAAGUGUCUAGUAGGAGGAAACAACUGGAAGACUAUCUAAACAAGCUGCUGAGGAUGGCAAUGUACCGAAAGUACUAUGCAACCAUGGAGUUUAUUGAUGUGAGCCAGUUGUCCUUCAUUCAAGACUUGGGCCCAAAGGGCUUAGAAGGCAUUGUUUAUAAAAGGUCAGGAGGUCACCGUAUACCCGGCCUGAACUGCUGUGGCCACAAUGAAAUCUGCUACCGCUGGUCAAAGAGGUGGCUGAUCGUGAAGGACUCUUUUCUGCUGUACAUGAAGCCAGACACAGGUGCGAUUUCAUUUGUCCUGCUGGUAGACAAUGAGUUCAGCAUCAAAAUGGACUCCAAACACACAGAGACAAAACAUGGCGUGGGGAUAGAAAAUCUGUCUAGGAAACUGGUGCUAAAAUUCACUAGUUACAGACAUGCAAGAUGGUGGGGUCAAGCCAUUGAAAGCUUUGUCAGGAAACAUGGAAAGGCCUUUUUAAGGACCCACCGCUUUGGAUCUUUUGCCAGGGAGGAGGAGAACAUACCCUCUAAAUGGUAUGUGAAUGGCAAAACCUACAUGGAGGAUGUUGCCAAUGCACUAGAGGAGGCCAAAGAGGAGAUCUUCAUCACAGACUGGUGGCUGAGUCCUGAGAUCUUCUUGAAGAGGCCUGUGGUAGAGGGCAAUCGCUGGAGGCUAGACUGCAUUCUGAAACGCAAGGCUCAACAAGGUGUGAGGAUAUUUGUCAUGCUGUAUAAGGAAGUGGAGCUGGCACUUGGCAUCAAUAGUGAAUACAGCAAAAGGACACUAAUGCACCUUCACCCGAACAUCAAGGUAAUGAGACAUCCUGAUCAUGUCUCCUCCUCUGUCUACUUAUGGGCACACCACGAGAAGAUUGUAGUGAUCGACCAAUCGGUUGCUUUCGUGGGGGGAAUUGAUUUAGCAUAUGGUCGUUGGGAUGACUGGGAGCACCGGCUCAUAGAUGUAGGAAGUGUGACACGCUCUGUUGCCCAGGCCAUAGAGCAGGGACUGGAUUCAUCCACGCCAAAGAAAAAAGGUUCCUCGAGUGGAAAUGGCAGCCGCUCAAUGGUUGGUGAAGCAGCGGACCUGCCCAAACUGAAAGGCAUUGGUCGCACUCGCAAGGCACGUUUCAGCCUGUACCAUCACCUCCAACGUGGCCUUCACCAUGCUGACAGCAUCAGCAGCAUCGACAGCUCCAACAAGAGUGGCUCAGUGCACAGUCUGCAGACAGGAGUUGGAGAGUUGAUGGGGAACACACGCUUCUGGCACGGCAAAGACUACUGCAACUUCGUCUUCAAAGACUGGAUUCAACUGGACAAGCCUUUUGAUGAUUUUAUUGACAGGUACACAACCCCCAGAAUGCCCUGGCAUGACAUCUCCUCAGUGGUCCAUGGGAAAGCAGCCAGAGAUGUGGCCAGGCACUUUAUACAGCGUUGGAACUUCACCAAGAUAAUGAAGCCAAAAUACAGAUCGCUCUUCUACCCGUUUCUACUGCCCAAAUCUCACAGUACGGGCAAUGAUCUGAAGUACAAAGUGCCAGACUGUAUCCAGACCAAAGUUCAGGUAUUGCGGUCAGCUGCAGACUGGUCGGCAGGAAUCAAGCACCAUGAGGAGUCCAUUCAUAAUGCUUACAUUCAAGUCAUCGCCAAGAGCAAACACUUCAUCUACAUUGAGAACCAGUUUUUCAUUAGCUGUGCCGAUAACAAACAUGUCUACAACAAGAUUGGCGAAGCCAUUAUUGAGAGAAUCAUCAGGGCUCACAAAGAGAAUAGGAAGUUCCGUGUGUAUGUGGUGACUCCUCUGCUGCCUGGCUUUGAGGGAGACAUCUCCACUGGAGGAGGAAGCGCACUCCAGGCUGUCAUGCAUUUCAACUACAGAACCAUGAACAGAGGAGAGCACUCCAUAAUCGCUCAAUUGAAGAAAGAAUUGGAUGACCAAUGGAUGAACUACAUCUCGUUUUGUGGUCUGAGGACCCAUGCUGAGCUGGAGGGCAGGCUGGUGACUGAACUCAUCUAUGUUCAUAGCAAGAUGCUCAUUGCUGAUGACAACACUGUCAUUAUUGGUUCUGCCAACAUCAAUGACCGCAGCAUGUUGGGAAAGAGGGACAGCGAGGUGGCUGUGAUUUUUGAAGACUCUGAAACGAUGCCAUCAGUGAUGGAUGGACAGGAGUAUCAGGCUGGCAAGUUUGCCCUGCAGCUCCGACUGGAGUGCUUUAAAACCAUUCUUGGUGGCUUUACUGAUCCAACUAUUGAUGUGAUUGACCCCAUCAGUGACCGAUUCUACAAAGAUGUGUGGAUGACCAUCUCAGGUCGGAACGCCACUAUCUAUGAGAAGGUAUUCCGCUGUCUGCCCUCCAGUCUAGUGCGGAACAAACAGGAGCUCUUGAAUUUCCAGUCCAAACCAAGUCUUGAUAAAGAGGACCCUGUGAAAGCUCAGGAGCUUUUGAAGAAGAUAAGGGGAUUCCUGGUUCAGUUCCCGCUGGAAUUCCUCUGUGAGGAGAACCUCAUGCCCUCAGUAGGCACCAAAGAAGCCAUGGUGCCCACUGAGACCUGGACCUGAUGCUGCCAAAUGCAAACCACAGUGAACAUCCAACAUGGGGAAACCAAAGAUACUACUCUGGGAGAAAUAUCUAUGGUUUUUAAAGCUCCACACAGACAUGACAAGAAGGAACAAAGGAUAUUUAUGAUUAUUUCCCAAAAAAUUAAUUAAUUAAUUAAUUCUGUCACCAUUUACUCACCCUCAUGUUGUUCCAACCCUGUAUGACAAGUUGUCCAAGUCAGAUGAGUUUAGAAUUAUUUGAGGGUGAGUAUAUGACAAUAAAAGUUUUUUUUUUUGGGUGAACUAACCCUUUAAGGAAAUCUGUUUGUCCUUUUUCAUGAAUGAAAUGGACAGUUUAAUAUUGUUGGACAGUUUUUGUUUUGUAUCUUUUAUCAAUGUUUUAAAUGUACAAAUCGUUAAAUAUUAUUUUAUAAGCAUCUUAAUUACAGAGAUCUAUACCAAGUUUCUAUAUCCACAUAUCAAGUCCUAUAUCAACAUAACCUGAAAGGCUGCUCAGCAAGGAAGAAGCCACUUCUCCAAAACUGCCAUAAAAAUGCCAGAUUAUAGUUUGCAAGUGUCCAUGGGGACAAAGAUCUUACUUUAUGGAGAAAUGUCCUCUGGUCCACUUUUUAACUGUUUGGUCAUUAUGACCAUUGUUAUGUUUGAAGGAAAAAAAGGUGAGGAAUAAAAGCCAAAGAACACCAUCCCAACCGUGAAGCAUGGGGGUGGCAGCAUCAUGUUGUGGGGGUGCUUUACUGCAGGAGGAACUGGAGCACUUCACAAACUAGAUGGCAUCAUGAGGAAGGAAAAUGAUGUGGCUAUAUUGAAACAACAUCUCAAGACAUCAGCCAGGAAGUUAAAGCUUGGUCGCAAAUGGGUCUUCCAAAUGGAAAAUGACCCCAAGCAUACCUCCAAAGUUGUGGCAAAAUGGCUUAAGGACAACAAAGUCAAGGUAUUGGAGUGCCCAUCACAAAGCCCUGACCUCAAUCCAAUAGAUAAUUUGUGGGCAGAACUGAAAAAGUGUUUGCGAACAAGGAGGCAGACAAACCUGACUCAGAUACACCUGUAUAUUCCAGCAACAUAUUGUGAGAAGCUUGUGGAAGCCUACCUACUAUUUACUCAGAAUGGUUUCAAAAACAAAAAUAUAUCCAGUGAGCGGCAGUUCUGUGGACAGAAAUACCUUGUUGAUGAGAGAGGUCAACAGAAAAUGGUCAGACUGGUUCAAAUUGGCAAAGUCUAUGGUAACUCUGAUAACGCUCUGUACAAUUUUGGUGAGAAGAAUAGCAUCUCAGAGUAGCAUUCUACUCUUGAGCACAAAUUGCUGGCCAUGAUAGAAAGGUGUCAGAACAUACAGUGCAUCACAGCUUGCUGCGUAUGGAGCUGUGAAGCUGCAGACCGGUCAGAGUGCCCAUGCUGACCCCUGUCCACAGCUGAAAAUGCCUACAAUGGACACAUGAGUUUCAGAGCUGGACCAUGGGGCAAUGGAAGAAGGUGGCCUGGUCUGAUGAAUCACAUUUUCUCUAAGAUCUUGUGGACUGUCGAGUGCGUGUGCAUCGUUUACCAGGGGAAGAGAUGGCAGCAGGAUGCACUAUGGGAAGAAGGUAGACCGGUGGCGGCAGUGUGACACUCUGGGCAAUGUUCUGCUGGGAAACCUCAGUUUCAUCAAGAAACUUUUGAACCUCUUCCUCCACUGUUUCUUUAUCAGCCCUUUUGUCUUCCCAAACACAAAAAAACUCUUCAUAUGAUUCAUUAGCAUCAGGGCUAGUGCUCAUCUCAACUACACAAGGAGCCCUGCAUUCCAAAGAUGUUGCCUUCUGAACCAGAUUUUUGUACAUAUCUUCUCUUUUCUCUGUAGGAAUCCAACACAAGUGAAAUUUUGGCAUGGUAGUUUUUGCCAUUUUUGCUUCAUGGCUGCUCAGCAUGGCAUCAAAGUGACUGUCAUGCACUUUAAGGACUGCAGUUAUGAUGUUAGCUAUAUGACGUGUUAUUUUGUCAGAAAGCUUUGAUUUGAGGCUUACAAUUGUUGGAAUGAUGAAGCCAAGGUAGCACCAUUUAUCCCCCUUUAGAAGAUCAAUGGAUUGGGCAAGGGGUUGUAACAUAUCCACAUACUCUCUCAGAAAAAUUUCUCAUAUGGGUGUAGUCUUGUCACUCCCAAGUUUUUCACAGAUAUCAGUCAGCUGAUCAUCUUUAAGACAAAUCAGCUUGGAAAUAGCCUUGUAUUCUGAAUUCCAUCUGGUAACACGUGGAACAGAAAUCCUCAUGUUCGCAACAUCUUGCAUGGCAUCUGCACCUAUUGUUGACCUGUGUGCCUUGUUCCAUAUAGAAGCACACUUCCUCAUUGCACUUCGGUAAACUUUCCGGGAAGGGACUUAUGAUGCUGCUUUAUCCACCUCAUUGGUAGCAAUCAGGUUUAGGGUGUGUAUGGAACAUCUUUGAUGAGGGGGAAGAACAAAAUGAAGCUCCUCAUCUCCCUCCAUUUCUAGAAAUGCAUCCAUCUCUAAAAAUGGUAUUCCAUUAUCCAUUUCAUCUGCAGCCUCCUCAGAUGAAAUUCAUGGACAGCUUUAACAAAGCUACUCCCAUUGUCUGUCACAGUAGCCCUUACUUUGUUUGAAUUUCACUGAUUUUUGCAGCAAGGACAUCAAAAGUAUGCUGUCCUUUAACUUGCACAGGCCAAUGCUGCAGACGUCCUCUCCAUAGUGCUCUCCUUAAUCCAGUGGCAUGUCAUACCAAAGAAACUUCUGUUAUGUGCAGUCCACAAGUCUGCUCUCAUGCAGACAUUUGUAACUUGCUCCAGUGUUUCAGUCAAGCUGUUUUUCAGAGCUGCAAACUCCCUCUCAAUGUGCUGGCUAGUGUCUUUCUGCACAUGAAUGUUUUGUCUCCACUGAUUUCCUCUAAAAGCUUUUUGAAUGAAGGCUGUUCAAUCAAUUAGAAUGCCUGAUCAUCAAUCACAAAUUCAAAUAUUUGUCUAUUAAUUGUACUUUGGGAUGUGCUUUGUCCGAGUUCAAACCUUGCUUGUUUGAAAGGAGGAUGCAAGGCCCUUUUUCUGGGAUCAGACGUACUAGGCUGCUCAAUCAUCUCAGGCUGGCUAGUGUCUUUAUUUGUCAAAUGAUUUGGAUGUUUCUUCUGAUAAGUAAAACAAUGCAAAUUAAAAAAGCAUUAGUAGGCUUUCUUAGAUUUACUCAGUUCUUCAGUCUAUUUAUUCAUUAACCUCAAAAUGUUUUAAUAGGUAGAUCACAGUUUAUCAUCAUCAUCGUCUUCAUCAUCAUUACUAUCACUAGGGAAAUUAUGUUUUUCUUCAUGAUCCACAGUGAAACAUCAAUAGCUAAUAGUUUGUUUUUUUGUUAAAGUUUAAAGAGGAUUUUAAAGAAAAAGAAUUUGAGAAAAAUGAAGUGCACUGUGAUUAAAGUAAAUUUGUAAUGUGUCUUUUUAAUUACUCAUUCUUAAUUUAUGAGUUUUGAAAUGUUACAUUUGCCAUAAUUUCUCCCUCACCCAAAUUUUGAACUGUUCUCAACAAUAAAAGCAUCAAAAU
Molecule: messenger RNA, 6625 nt
Organism: Xyrauchen texanus (razorback sucker)
Lineage: Eukaryota; Metazoa; Chordata; Actinopteri; Cypriniformes; Catostomidae
Product: phospholipase D1-like
Biological process (GO): regulation of microvillus assembly; phosphatidic acid biosynthetic process; cell motility
Molecular function (GO): phosphatidylinositol binding; D-type glycerophospholipase activity
Source: RefSeq, a predicted model, not a curated record